GGCUACGCCCGGUGUCUGCCUGCAUUACAUUUCGCUCGCAAAUCCAUAGAAAUUCCAGUAAUUGAAGAGCCGCACAGUCGAACGGACGUCAGCGUGCGGAUAUACAGGGUCUGAGGCCGAACAAGGAAGGGAUAACGCGCGCAGUCUACCUGAUCUCUACCUGCUGCCGCGAUGAGUGCAGACGAACUGGGCCUGGCCGUCUUCGGGGUGCUGCUGUCGCUCGUCUGCAUCAUAGUUGCGCUGAUCUGCCAGCGGCGCAAUGCGCGUCUGCUGGGUCGCACGCCGCCCGGGCCGUGGGGCGUGCCGCUGCUGGGCUACUUGCCGUUCGUGGAUCGCCUGGCGCCGCACAAGUCGCUGCAGGCGCUGGCCGGCCGCUACGGCGCCAUCUAUCAGCUGAGCAUGGGCAGCGUGCGGACGGUGGUGCUGGCGGAUGCGGCGCUGGUGCGUGACUUUCUGCGGCACGAGGAGCUGACCGCCCGGGCGCCGCUCUACCUGACGCACGGCAUCAUGGGCGGCUAUGGCAUCAUUGGCGCCGGCGGCGACAUAUGGAAAUAUCAGCGCAGGCAGCUGAUCGAGUGGCUCAAGGCGCUGGGCAUGACGCGCAAGCAGUGCGAGACGCGUGCGCAGCUGGAGCAGCGCAUCAGCAGCGGCGUCAACGAGUGCGUCCAGGCCUACGAGUCGGAGGCGAAGGCCCCACUGGACCCGCUGCCGGCGCUGCAGCACACGCUGGGCAACAUCAUCAACGAUCUGGUCUUUGGCGAGACCUACGAGCGCCGCGACCCCAACUGGCUGUACCUGCAGCAGCUGCAGGAGCAGGGCGUCAAGCUGAUCGGCGUCUCGGGCAUGGUCAACUUUUUGCCCUGGCUGCGCCAUCUGCCGGGCAACAAGCGCAGCAUACGUUUCCUGCUGGACGGCAAGGCCAAGACGCAUGCGCUCUACGAUCGCAUCAUCGAACGCUGCGCGCAGCAGCUGCAGCAGCAGCAGUCGCCUAGGCGCAGCAUCUUGGCACACUUCCUGCACGAGCGUCAGCCCUACUCGCAGCUCUAUUGCGAUGAGCAACUGCGUCACCUGCUGGCCGAUCUCUUCGGCGCCGGCGUGGAUACGUCGCUGGCAACGCUGCGCUGGUUCCUGCUCUACAUGGCGCGCGAGCAGCGCUGCCAGCAGCGACUGCAGUCGGAGCUGCGCAACCUCAGCGAGUCGCCCACGCUGGCCGAGCUCGAGCCCAUUGCCUAUCUGCGCGCCUGCCUCUCGGAGACGCAGCGAGUUCGGUCCGUGGUGCCGCUGGGCAUACCGCACGGCGUCGACCAGGACACCAUGGUGGGUGACUACCACCUGAGGAAGGGCACCAUGGUGCUGGUGCUGCAGUGGGCCAUACAUAUGAAUCCCGAGGCCUGGCCGGAGCCGGAGCAGUUCCGGCCGGAGCGUUUCCUCAACGCCGACGGCGACUAUGUGGCGCCCGCUCAGUUCAUACCCUUCCAGACGGGCAAGCGCAUGUGUCCCGGCGAUGAGCUGGCCCGCAUGAUGCUCACGCUCUAUGCGGGCCGUAUUCUGCGUCGCUUUCACGUGCAGCUGCCCGCCGGAGAGGCGCAACACGUGGACUUCGAGGGCGAAUGCGGCAUCACCUUGGCUCCGGCGCCCUACAAACUUCAAUUUACCCCCAUGGAAGAGCUACCCAAGAACGAAUAAGUCUGUUCGGAUUAUUUUUUCAACACUUUUUAGAAUGAAAAGGCUUUUA
Messenger RNA from Drosophila navojoa, 1735 nucleotides. RefSeq names its product cytochrome P450 enzyme phantom (gene phtm). The record is from RefSeq and is a predicted model, not a curated record. Gene Ontology annotation, cellular component: cytoplasm; intracellular membrane-bounded organelle. Gene Ontology annotation, molecular function: steroid hydroxylase activity; oxidoreductase activity, acting on paired donors, with incorporation or reduction of molecular oxygen, reduced flavin or flavoprotein as one donor, and incorporation of one atom of oxygen; iron ion binding. NCBI's taxonomy places the organism in Eukaryota, Metazoa, Arthropoda, Insecta, Diptera, Drosophilidae. Gene Ontology annotation, biological process: xenobiotic metabolic process.